Molecule: messenger RNA, 3420 nt
Organism: Caretta caretta (loggerhead turtle)
Lineage: Eukaryota; Metazoa; Chordata; Testudines; Cheloniidae
Gene: CDH6
Product: cadherin 6
Biological process (GO): adherens junction organization; cell-cell junction assembly; calcium-dependent cell-cell adhesion
Cellular component (GO): plasma membrane; adherens junction; catenin complex
Molecular function (GO): beta-catenin binding; calcium ion binding; cadherin binding
Source: RefSeq, a predicted model, not a curated record
CCCAUACCGAGUGGUGCUGCAGAAGCAGAGCACUCUGUCCGUGUGUGUGUGUGUGUGUGCGCGCGAGGGAGGGAGGGAGGGUGGUUUCCUUUUUCUUUUUUUUUUUAUUAAUCAGGAGCACUGAAUGGAAACCAAUCAGAUAGAGAGCCCCCCUCGGCUUCGGCUCCCUGCAUGCCAGAGUUAAAAGUGACGCUGGGAGAAAGCGAGCCCCACUUAGACGCGAGUAGAUCCAGGCGUGGAGGUAGCCGGCAGCGUGGCGGGCAGCAGGCGGAGGCGCAGCACGGUGUCCACGCCGGCCGCUGUAUUCCUGCCUGAGGCUGAGCACUCGUCCUCUUCUCUUACCGAGAUCCUUUGAGACUGCAAAGAACAUUAAAGAAGGAAUAAGGAAUGAACCUGGAUUCAGUGCAGUAAAGUAGAUUGCUUUGAGGCCAAGAAAGAAAUCACUGCGUAGACCCGUUUGUGCUGUCAUGAUGAUAACUUACCAUUGCUUCUGGCUGCUGUUCUGGGUUGGUCAGCCUCACCAAAGUUUUUCAUCUCCGUUAUCCAAAAGGACUAGGGGAUUUCCGGAAAAGGAAAAGGUUUUGGAACUGUCCGGAAAUAACAGGAAGGAGCUUACUCGUUCCAAAAGGAGCUGGAUGUGGAAUCAGUUCUUUCUCUUGGAGGAAUACACAGGCUCUGACUAUCAAUAUGUUGGAAAGCUGCAUUCAGACCAGGACAGAGGAGAUGGCUCACUUAAGUACAUCCUUUCUGGAGAUGGAGCAGGAGAUCUCUUCAUUAUCAAUGAAAACACUGGAGACAUACAGGCCACAAAGAGACUAGACAGGGAAGAGAAGCCUGUUUAUAUACUUCGUGCCCAGGCUAUAAACAGGAGGACUGGACGACCAGUGGAACCAGAGUCUGAGUUCAUCAUUAAGAUCCAUGACAUCAAUGACAAUGAGCCAAUGUUUACAAAGGAUGUUUACAACGCCAGUGUUCCAGAAAUGUCGGAUGUCGGUACAUUUGUUGUGCAAGUCACUGCGACGGAUGCCGAUGAUCCUACCUAUGGAAACAGUGCUAAAGUUGUGUACAGCAUUCUCCAGGGACAACCGUAUUUCUCAGUGGAGUCUGAGUCAGGUAUUAUCAAAACCGCUUUGCUCAACAUGGACCGAGAAAACAGGGAGCAGUACCAGGUGGUCAUCCAGGCCAAGGACAUGGGUGGACAGAUGGGUGGACUCUCAGGAACCACCACGGUGAACAUCACACUGACUGACGUCAAUGACAAUCCACCACGAUUCCCACAGAGCACAUACCAGUUCAAAACACCUGAAUCUGCUCCACCUGAAUCACCAAUUGGCAGGAUAAAAGCGAAUGAUGCCGAUAUGGGUGAAAACGCCGAGAUCGAAUACAGCAUCACUGAAGGAGAUGGAUCAGACAUGUUUGGGGUUAUCACUGACAAGGACACACAGGAAGGAAUUAUAACAGUCAAAAAGGCUUUGGAUUUUGAAAAGAAAAAGCUGUAUACUCUGAAAGUGGAGGCUACCAACACUCAUGUGGAUCCCCGAUUCCUCUACUUGGGGCCAUUCAAGGACUUCACUACAGUCAGAAUCCUGGUGGAGGAUGUGGAUGAGCCCCCGGUGUUCAGCAGACCAGCAUACAUACUAGAAGUGAAAGAAGAUGUGGCCAUAAACAGUAUUAUAGGAACGGUAACAGCCCAGGACCCUGAUGUUGCGAAAAAUCUUGUCAAAUAUUCCGUAGAUCGGCACACUGAUAUGGACAGAGUAUUCAACAUCAAUUCCGGAAACGGUUCAAUAUUUACUUCAAAACCCCUUGACCGGGAAACAUUGCUAUGGCACAACAUUACAGUAAUAGCAGCAGAGAUCAACAACCCAAAACAAAGUAGCCGGGUCCCUGUGUUCAUUAAGAUUCUGGAUGUAAAUGACAAUGCCCCAGAAUUUGCUAUGUUUUACGAGACCUUCGUCUGUGAAAAUGCAAAGGCAGAACAGCUGAUACAGACCCUAAGUGCAGUUGAUAAGGAUGAUUCUUUCAGUGGACACCAGUUUUCAUUCUCCUUGGCUCCAGAAGCAACCAGCGGCUCAAACUUUACAAUCCAGGACAACAGAGACAACACAGCAGGGAUCUUCACCAGAAGAAACAGAUAUAACCGACAUGAAAUGAGUACUUAUCUCCUGCCUGUGGUGAUAUCGGAUAGUGACUAUCCAGUCCAGAGCAGUACUGAAACAGUGACAAUCCGAGUGUGCGCCUGUGACCGUCGGGGGAAGAUGCAGUCUUGUAAUGCAGAAGCCCUGAUCCAUCCAACUGGCCUUAGCACAGGGGCUUUGAUUGCCAUUCUUCUCUGCAUCAUUAUAUUGCUAGUUACAGUGGUGCUGUUUGCAGCUCUGAAACGGCAGCGGAAGAAAGAACCUUUGAUAAUUUCUAAAGAGGACAUCAGAGACAACAUUGUCAGUUACAACGAUGAAGGCGGUGGAGAGGAAGACACCCAGGCUUUUGAUAUUGGCACACUGAGAAAUCCUGAAGCCAUAGAAGACAAUAAAUUACGCAGAGACAUUGUGCCAGAAGCACUUUUUAUGCCGCGCCGGACUCCAGCGGUACGAGAUAACACCGAUGUCAGAGAUUUCAUUAACCAAAGGUUAAAGGAAAAUGAUACAGAUCCAACCGCGCCCCCAUAUGACUCAUUAGCGACCUACGCAUAUGAAGGUAAUGGCUCUGUGGCAGAAUCCCUCAGCUCUUUAGAGUCGGUGACUACGGAUGGAGAUCAGGACUACGAUUACCUCAGUGACUGGGGGCCUCGAUUUAAAAAGCUGGCGGAUAUGUACGGCAGCGUGGACAGUGAUAAAGACUCUUAAUAUGUUGCCUUUGUUGAUUUCCAGAAACAGCAUUGAGAUAUAUGAAGUAGCUAUUUCUUUCUAUUUAUCCAUGGCUCUGUGAUAGGGCUCUCUAUUCUAUCGGUUCCAGUUGUCUAAUGACUGCAGUCUGUGUGGAUCAAAUGUCAGAAAACUUUUUUCUAGUAUAAUUUUAUGAGCUUCCAAGAGGCAAUUUUUUUUUAAUGCAUCCACUUUACCAAGCCAGUCUUACAGGCACCGUGGUAGAGGAGGGAAACAGGAAUGGAGGGAAGCAAUAUUUGUACUUGUUCUGCUUAUAUUGUAAAUUGGAGUAUAUUACUGUUCCAGCUCACUUAAUCUUCUUACUGUAUUCAGAUUAUUCAGCUCAGAUGAUUGCUCUGUCCAUUUUGUAUUGCACAUCCUAAUGUACUGAGGUAUUAUGGUUUAACCUAAAUAUUAUAGUAAAAAGUAGUGGGGGAGGAAUUUAUUAUAAAAUUAGAAUCAGCUGACAAGGCUAUAAGACAACAUGAGAGUAAAUUUUAUUCUUGAAUUUAAAGACGUCUAAUUGCCAUUUAACUAUAAAUAUUUUUCUUGAACCUGC